This is a messenger RNA of Scheffersomyces amazonensis, 2226 nucleotides long. RefSeq names its product protein kinase. Gene Ontology annotation, molecular function: ATP binding; eukaryotic translation initiation factor 2alpha kinase activity. The transcript has a single exon. Lineage: Eukaryota; Fungi; Ascomycota; Pichiomycetes; Serinales; Debaryomycetaceae. Gene Ontology annotation, biological process: protein phosphorylation. Bases 49 to 2187 code for a protein of 712 amino acids. Gene Ontology annotation, cellular component: nucleus; cytoplasm; cytosol. The record is from RefSeq and is a predicted model, not a curated record.
ACUAGCAGGAAUUGUACCCACUUAUAAAAAGUUAUAAGUAUAAAGUAAAUGUCUAUAGUACCUUAUAAUACCAAUAAUCAAGUUCUUUAUCAUGAUCCAAAUCAUGGAUUACUUGUGUUACAUAAUAAUCAACAAAAUACUAUUCAAUUAUUAUCUACGGUAGAUUUUAAUACACCUGAAACUAAUUCAUCAAAUGGUAAUGAUAAUGAAGAAACUUAUUCUCAAGGAGGAUUUUCAAAUUCCAAUAAUAUUAAAUGUCCAAAUUGUGGAUUUUAUUGGGAUUAUACUACCCAAAAUAAUCGAGGAUCUAAUGAUAGUAAUGAUAAAUCCAACGCGUUAACUAAAAAAUUACCAGCAAGAUUUAUGCAUCAUGAUUAUUUUAAACUCCUUAGUCAACUUCCAUAUAAUAGUGAACAAAAUAGGAAACCUCCAAGUUAUUCUUUACCAGAAAAUAUAUUUAAUCCAGGAUAUUUUAAAAGAUUCUUUAAAAAAGUUCCUCCAUAUACAUUAGGAUCAGGAGCUCAUGCUCAAGUAUUUAAAGUUAUUCAUAUAUUAAAUGAUAUAAAAUUAGGAACUUAUGCAGUAAAAAGAAUUACUAUAGGGAAUAGAUUUGAACAUUUAGAACAAGUUUUAAAUGAAGUACUAAUACUUUAUGAAUUAUCAGUUCAAGGAGCUAAUGAAAAUAAUUUAAUACGAUAUAAUCAUGUUUGGCUUGAAUUAGGUGAUAUUUCUGAUCUGUCAACAUUUUUCUUUAAGGAUGAAAUAUCUAGUCCUGAUAUAAAUUCAAAAGUUCCUUAUGUUUAUAUAUUACAACAAUUUUGUGGUGGAGGACAAUUAGAAAAUUUAAUAGUUAAGAAUUUUCAACAGGAUUUAUUUGCAAGUCUUAAAGAUAAAGUUCAACAAGAAAGAAUGAAACGUCGAGCUUCAAGAGGUAAAUUUACUGGAAAUCAUGAAUCAUUAAGACCAUGGCUUAAUAAUUUAGAGAUUUGGAAGUUUUUCCGAGAUGUAGCUAAUGGAGUUAAUUAUCUUCAUAAUCAUGGUAUUUUACAUCGAGAUCUUAAACCUUCUAAUUGUUUACUUGAUGUUCCUUAUACAACUGAUUUAAUUCAAAAAUUAAAAUUUUCAAGUGAUACAGAACUUGAACAUGAAUUACAUAAAUUACCUAAAAUUUUAGUUUCAGAUUUUGGAGAAGGGAAAUUUAUUGAUAAACAAAGAUUAAGAGAAAGAGAUUUAAAUCUUCCAUCUCUUGAUAAAUCUAAUGAAAGACAAGGUAAUACAGGUACACUUGAAUUUACUGCUCCUGAAUUAUGGUUCUCGAACUAUGAUCCAAAUACUGAAGAUAGUAUUAAAACAUUUAUAAAUAAUUUUAGUUUUGAAAGUGAUAUAUAUUCUUUAGGAAUAAUUUUAUGUUAUCUUUGUGUUGGAACAUUACCAUUCAGUAAUUCAAUUAAAGAUGAAAUUGAUCCUCAAAUAAUUAGAGAAAAGAUAAUGAAAUGGUAUUUCUCAUUAGAGCCAGAACUGUUUCAUAUUUGGUUUGUUGAUGCUUCUAAAACAGCUAGAAAUGUACUGGAAUUUGAUAAAUCACUUAUAGAAUAUGAACAACUUAUAUAUUUAAUGAUUAAAGGUCAAAAAUCAGGAGAUAAUGAAGAAUUUAGAAGAAUCUCAUCUUCUCAAGUUUUAGAAGCAUUAGAAGAAAUUAAAUGGACACAAUUCAUUAGUGAAGAAAUAUCAGAGACAACGGCUUUAGAUGAUUAUUCAUUACUUACAAAAUCUAAUAAUCCCAAUGAAAUAUAUGAGGAAAAUAAAGUUAAUGAUAGUCAAGAUCCAAAUGAUAGUGAUGAACUGGAAUUGAUAGAUGAUAAUGAUGUAUUAAAUUUAAUGAAGCAGACUUCUACUAAAACUAUACUUAAUAAAGAAAUAGAUUUAAAAAAUAGUCAUAUUGUUUCAAAAGUGGGUUCAACCAGACUUUAUAUUAUUUAUUUAUUAAUAGUUGAGCUUGUAUCAUAUUAUUAUUGGUCCCUUCAUUUAUUUUCUUUAAAAUUGGUCAUUCUUUCAUCUCUCCUAUUAGACACUUAUUGGAUACAAGAAAGUAUAUACAGAAGGAAUGUUCUCAUUGCUACUUCGGUAGUGACAUUAUUUCUCAUCAUAUAUCUGUUAUUCUCCAAUCCUAUAACUAUAAAUGAUUGAGUUAUAUAGUAAUAAUAUAAGAAUAGUAUAGUGGAUGAC